Scheffersomyces coipomensis is the source of this 1062-nucleotide messenger RNA. Its product is annotated as ditrans,polycis-polyprenyl diphosphate synthase. The record is from RefSeq and is a predicted model, not a curated record. Gene Ontology annotation, molecular function: ditrans,polycis-polyprenyl diphosphate synthase [(2E,6E)-farnesyl diphosphate specific] activity. Lineage: Eukaryota; Fungi; Ascomycota; Pichiomycetes; Serinales; Debaryomycetaceae. The transcript has a single exon. Bases 1 to 1062 code for a protein of 353 amino acids. Gene Ontology annotation, cellular component: endoplasmic reticulum membrane; dehydrodolichyl diphosphate synthase complex.
AUGACUACUUCCAAGUUAGCUGAUCAUGUUAGAUCAGAAGCGAAUGUUCAUACUUCGAUGCAUGAUAUCAGUCAAGAAAUCAAUGUGAUUGAUUCUAGUGUUGAUGAUGAUAAACUUGGACAUCAACCACCCAAUUCGAUUCGAUAUAAUGGAUUAAUUCAUAUGAUUAUGAUUACGAUUAAUGAAUUGUUUAAUGUCAAUAAAUUAAAGGAUAGAACUAAAAAGCAAACUGAAUCAAUGCUUGGAUUGAUUCAAUUUUAUAUUUAUCAUUUUUUAUUAUUGUUUAUUUAUAUUUUGAUUACAAUUUAUAAGAAAUUUCAAACCAUUUAUCGGAAAUUUUUUAUUAAAUUUUAUACUUUAAUCUAUCAUCAUAAUAAUUCACCUCAAUUAAUUAGAGAUGAUGUGAAUAAAUUAAAUAAAUUACCUAAAACUUUAAGUUGUAUCCUUGAUCUUAAGGAUAAAGAUGAUGAAAUGGGAGGAAUUGAUGGAUUAAUUAAUCAAAUUAGUGAAUUAACGGCUUGGACCUUAAGUUGUGGUAUACCAGUGUUACAAAUCUAUGAAUUUAAUGGGAAAUUAAUUACUAAUAAAUCAUUAUUAACUAAAUUGAAUUAUAAAAUAUCUAAGAAUUUAGCCAAAUAUUUUGGAUUAAAUAAUUUACCUAAUUAUUCCAUAAAGAUUCCUCAUGAGAAUUUAAUUAUAUUUGGACCUCAGAAUACAUCUAAUUCAGAGAUUGAUUUACAAAUUCAUUUAUUAUCGAGAAUUGAUGGGAAACCAACCAUAGUAGAAUUAACUAAAACCAUGAGUGAAUUAGCAAUUAAUAAAGAAUUAACCAUUCAAGAUAUUUCGAUUGAUUUAAUUGAUGAAGAAUUGAUUGAAUUAGUUGGACCUGAACCUGAUUUAUUAAUUUAUUUUGGACCAAAUUUAGAUUUACAAGAUUUCCCACCUUGGCAUAUUCGAUUAACGGAGAUUUAUUGGGAACCGGAGAAUUAUGAUGUUAAUUAUCUGAUUUUGAUUAGAGCCUUACAAAAAUAUUCCAAUUGUGUUACUAAUGUGGGUAAGUAA